AUGUCGCACUCUCACGACGGAUCUGCCCCUCACUCUCACUCGCAUGAUGGCUUCAAUGCCGUUGAGCAUGGCCACUCGCAUGAGAUCCUCGAUGGACCUGGUAGCUUCCUAGGCCGCGAGAUGCCCAUCGUUGAAGGUCGCGAUUGGUCUGACAGAGCUUUUACCAUUGGCAUUGGAGGUCCCGUCGGCUCCGGAAAGACUGCCCUCAUGCUUGCCCUGUCCCUCGCCCUUCGAAAGGAAUACUCCCUUGCCGCCGUGACAAACGACAUCUUCACCCGUGAAGACGCAGAGUUCCUCACCCGCAACAAGGCCCUUCCACCUCCUCGCAUCCGCGCCAUUGAGACCGGCGGUUGCCCACACGCUGCGGUCCGAGAAGACAUCUCCCAGAACCUCGCAGCAUUGGAAGACCUGCACCGCGAAUUCGACACCGAUCUGCUGCUUAUUGAAUCCGGAGGCGACAACCUCGCAGCGAACUAUAGUCGCGAAUUGGCCGAUUUCAUCAUCUACGUUAUCGACGUGAGCGGCGGCGACAAGAUCCCUAGGAAGGGUGGCCCCGGUAUCACGCAGAGUGAUCUUUUGAUUGUGAACAAGACCGAUCUAGCAGAAAUUGUAGGCGCGGAUCUUGGUGUCAUGGAGAGGGAUGCUAGGAAGAUGCGAGAGGGAGGACCGACAGUCUUCGCGCAGGUAAAGAAGGAUGUUGGCGUGAAUCAUAUCGUCAACUUGAUCAAGAGCGCAUGGAAAGCCAGUGGUGCAGAGGAGGAGAGACGAAGCAAAGGAGGUCCCAGACCGACAGAAGGUUUGGAGCAACUGGAGUAA
Messenger RNA from Fusarium sp. VM40, 816 nucleotides. The record is from the annotation of a GenBank genome assembly. Lineage: Eukaryota; Fungi; Ascomycota; Sordariomycetes; Hypocreales; Nectriaceae.